This is a messenger RNA of Sardina pilchardus (European sardine), 1952 nucleotides long. It is a transcript of the gene marchf9, whose product is annotated as membrane-associated ring finger (C3HC4) 9. NCBI's taxonomy places the organism in Eukaryota, Metazoa, Chordata, Actinopteri, Clupeiformes, Clupeidae. The transcript is spliced from 4 exons. Bases 26 to 1054 code for a protein of 342 amino acids. Gene Ontology annotation, biological process: protein ubiquitination. The record is from RefSeq and is a predicted model, not a curated record. Gene Ontology annotation, molecular function: ubiquitin-protein transferase activity; zinc ion binding.
ACCACAACGUACGGUUUAAUCAAAGAUGUUCAAGUACCGGAUCCGCAUGUUUUUCAAUGAACUGAAAGUACUGGGUUUUAUGCGAUCCGGUUCUAGACACUCUGAUACCGACGUAGACCUAAAUAGACGAUCGACCAUGCGGGGACUCGGGAUGGGCGGCUGCGGAUGGCCACCCUUUGUCGACUGCUCUUCUCGUAAUGACGAAGAGGAGUAUUACGGAAGUGAUCCAAGGCCCAGGAGCUUGGCGUUUGAGGAAAAGGACCCCAAGCUGCAGGCGGGCCUGGAUGCGGUGUCCCUCACGAGCAGCACAGGGAGCGGUAUGCGAACGCCCCAGUGCCGAAUCUGUUUUCAAGGACCUGAGCAGGGGGAGCUGCUGAGCCCAUGCCGCUGUGCUGGAUCUGUUCGCAACACUCACCAGCCCUGUCUGAUUCGCUGGAUUAGCGAGCGGGGAUCUUGGAGCUGUGAGCUCUGCUAUUUCAAGUAUCAUGUGCUGGCCAUCAGCACCAAAAACCCACUACAGUGGCAGGCCAUUUCCCUCACAGUGAUUGAAAAGGUCCAGAUUGCAGCCAUCAUCCUGGGCUCACUGUUCCUGAUUGCCAGCAUCUCCUGGCUCGUGUGGUCUUCACUCAGCCCCUCAGCCAAGUGGCAGCGACAGGACCUUCUCUUUCAGAUUUGCUACGGCAUGUAUGGAUUCAUGGACAUUGUGUGCAUAGGCCUCAUAAUCCAUGAAGGCUCCUCAGUGUACCGAAUAUUCAAGCGCUGGCAGGCAGUGAACCAGCAGUGGAAAGUGUUGAACUAUGAGAAGUCGAAGGAUCUGGGGGACCCGCUGAGCUCCAGCAGCAAGGCAGGGGGACGAGGAAGCCGCAACAGCACCCACGGCCUGAGCAGCGUGGGCAGGGGCCGGGGCCGGCGGCGCGGCCGGAGGCUAAGGACUAUCCUCAACCACCACUGUGGCUACACCAUCUUGCACAUCCUCAGCCAGCUGCGGCCCAGCGACCCGCGCCUCAGGGCCACCACCAACAGGGAGGUGGUGAUGAGGGUCACCACUGUGUGAGCCAGAGUGGGGGACCGGGGUGAGGAGGCAAAAGGCUUGACAUGAAGCACAGGGCUCAGGAACCCCCAUAAUGCCCUUCAGACUCGCCUGUUGGCACUGCAGUGUCUGCGGCUUAGUGAAACUGUGCUGGAACUUGCUUGGAGCAACAAUGGAGACCAGUGACAUGUACACACACACACACACACACACACACACACACACACACACACACACACACACACACAUAAACAGAUGAACAUGCAGCAUACAAAACCACUUCAUACACACAUGCAGACACAGCCAAAAGACACACCAGUGUUCUGAUUCAUGAGCAAAAAAAAAAAAAAAAAGAAAGAAAGGCACAUUUCUUACAAACGGAAAGACAAUACUGGAAUAAAAUGCUGAAGUGCAUUAAAGAUUAUGACAUGUUUCAUAACCAAUCUUUGCCCAGAACAAAGAUCUUCCUGUCACAAUUCAGGACACCGCUGCAUUCUGUUUUAUUUUCCUCUGUGGUUGAUUUUUUAAGAAACCGUUUUUACUACCUUUGGUUUUAUAAGGAAAUGAUCUCCAGAACGUGGACACCUUACAUGCCAUGCAGCAUCUUCUCUGACAGAAUCAGACCUUGGGAUCUGAACAAUGUUUACUGCUUUCAACAAAGCAAAGGCAACCACUCACAAAUGAACAUAGUCACAUGUGCACGACUUACAGGGAGUCCUGAGGUUCAAACCAACUACAAGUAUUUAAAUGCACACAUGGAUAUAGGGUGCAAUAAAAAAAAGUUAUAUGGAUUUCAUUGAACUUCAAAAAGAUUUUAGCUUUGUUCUCUGCAAUAAAGAUGUCUGUACAUUUUACAGUGAACUUUGCAUGAGGGUAUAGUAUUACACCUCUUUCACUCAUUAUCAUGGCAGGUCUGUUCUCA